CAAUUAUUUGUGUCUUCUUCUGUUCUGCUUCAAACUUGAAAUACCCAAAACACCCCUCCAUCCCCACCCUCCUUCAAAAUACGUGCUUCUCACACAUCCACACACCUCACAACGAUACCACCAACCCUUCCUCCUUCUCUCUUCUCUCUCUCUCUUUCCAUGGCCAAUGAACUAACUCACAACUCACGUGCUUCACACAUGCACGUUAUUCACUACGACGACGACGACAGCGACGACUCAGGCGACCAAGAAGAAGGCGUGAACACUUCUGACGACAGCGACGAUGACAACGACAACGAAGAAAGCCAGCAGGACGAGAAGGCGGGGGUGACAGGUGAUGAGCGGCGGAGAGGGUGGUGGUUACGGCGGGGGAAAUGGGCGGAGGAGUGGAACAGGGUGCUGGUGCUGGUGUCGGCGAUGGGUCUGUUCGUGGACCCAUUGGUGUUGUACGCGGUGUCGAUAAGCGAGACAUGCAUGUGCGUGUUCGUUGAUGGGUGGUUGGCGAUAACGGUGACGGUGCUUCGGUGCAUGACGGACACGUUGCACAUCUGGAACAUCUGGUUGCAGUUAAAGAUGGCAAAAGCUUCGCUUCUUGGCACCACUUCUUCUUCUUCUCCUCCUUUAAAUUCUCUUCGCUUCAGAAAGGCAAAGUGGGCUUUCUUCGUUAACCUCUUUCUCAUUCUCCCUCUACCCCAGAUGGUGCUAUGGGAAGUAAUCCCUUCUUUGUUGGAGGAAGGGUCAAUAACAGUGGCAAUGACAGUGUUGUUAAUGAUGUUCCUAUUUCAAUACCUUCCCAAAAUUUAUCACUCGGUUUGCCUCUUGCGUCGCAUGCAAACCCUCACUGGCUUCGUUUUUGGGACCGUUUGGUGGGGCAUUGCCCUCAACUUGAUCGCAUAUUUUGUCGCUUCUCAUGCAGCAGGGGCAUGUUGGUACUUGCUGGGGGUGCAGAGGGCAGCAAAGUGCCUAAAAGAGCAGUGUAAAAAGACAGCUGGUUGUGGAGUGAGAAGCUUAUCUUGCAAGCAGCAUAUAUAUUAUGGAAGCAAUGGGAUGGUGAAGGAGAAGCCAAGGUUGGCUUGGGCAGCAAAUAGGGAAGCAAGGUCAACAUGCCUUGAUGGCCCUGACAACUAUGACUAUGGUGCUUAUCAAUGGACCGUUCAGCUUGUCACCAAUGAUAGCCGCUUGGAAAAGAUCCUCUUCCCUAUCUUCUGGGGCCUCAUGACUCUCAGCACAUUUGGGAGCCUAGAGAGCACAACAGAAUGGCUUGAAGUUGUUUUUAACAUUAUUGUAUUAACUAGUGGCCUUCUUCUCGUCACUAUGUUGAUUGGAAACAUUAAGGUGUUUUUGCAUGCUACAACAUCAAAGAAGCAAGCAAUGCAAUUGAAGAUGAGGAAUAUUGAGUGGUGGAUGAGCAAGAGACGGCUGCCACAAGGAUUUAGGCAGCGUGUGCGCAACUACGAGAGACAGCGAUGGGCUGCUACGCGUGGAGUUGACGAAUGUCAGAUGAUCAAAAACCUCCCUGAGGGGCUGAGGAGGGACAUUAAGUACCAUCUCUGUUUGGAUUUGGUUAGACAGGUACCACUAUUUCAGCAUAUGGAUGAUUUGGUCUUGGAGAACAUUUGUGACCGUGUGAAGUCCCUUGUAUUCACAAAGGGAGAAACGAUCACUAGAGAGGGAGAUCCAGUUCAAAGAAUGCUAUUUGUCGUAAGGGGCCACCUUCAAAGCAGCCAAGUCCUAAGAGAUGGGGUGAAGAGUUGUUGCAUGCUAGGGCCCGGCAACUUCAGCGGCGACGAACUCCUCUCUUGGUGUCUAAGAAGGCCGUUCAUCGAGCGCCUGCCGCCGUCCUCAUCCACAUUGGUCACGCUCGAAACCACCGAGGCAUUCGGCCUUGAAGCCGAGGAUGUAAAGUAUGUGACACAACAUUUUAGAUAUACUUUUGUGAAGGAAAAAGUGAAAAGGAGCGCGAGAUAUUACUCGCCAGGGUGGAGAACUUGGGCUGCCGUGGCUAUUCAAUUGGCUUGGAAAAGGUACCGGCACCGGUUGACUUUGACUUCUUUGUCCUUUAUUAGGCCUAGAAGGCCUGUGUCAAGGUGCUCUUCCAUGGAAGAGGAUAGGCUUCGGCUCUAUACGGCCAUGUUAACUUCACCAAAGCCUAAUCAAGAGGAUUUUGACGUUUCAUAAUGACAAUUUAUAUGUAUGUGGAUGUUCACUACUUUGUUAAUCUAAAUUAACGUGAAAGGCAAAAAGAAUUAAUUCUAGUUUUCCUAAAGGAGAUUUGAAAUAUUAUGUUUCAACCAAUCUUCUAAUAAUUGGAUUGGAUUCAUGGAUCUAAUUGAAUAGAGCCAUAAAAUCUAAGUUAAAGAUUUUAGUAAAUGAUAAUGCAUAAUGUAAUAUGUCAGUGGGGUGAAACCCUGCUGAGAUUUAAUUA
This is a messenger RNA of Arachis stenosperma, 2425 nucleotides long. Its product is annotated as cyclic nucleotide-gated ion channel 4-like. The record is from RefSeq and is a predicted model, not a curated record. Bases 160 to 2178 code for a protein of 672 amino acids. Lineage: Eukaryota; Viridiplantae; Streptophyta; Magnoliopsida; Fabales; Fabaceae. The transcript is spliced from 7 exons.